Molecule: messenger RNA, 1326 nt
Organism: Vanessa tameamea
Lineage: Eukaryota; Metazoa; Arthropoda; Insecta; Lepidoptera; Nymphalidae
Gene: spn-A
Product: spindle A
Exons: 6
Coding region: 194-1210 (338 amino acids)
Biological process (GO): reciprocal meiotic recombination; chromosome organization involved in meiotic cell cycle; double-strand break repair via homologous recombination
Cellular component (GO): condensed nuclear chromosome
Molecular function (GO): single-stranded DNA binding; ATP hydrolysis activity; DNA strand exchange activity
Source: RefSeq, a predicted model, not a curated record
UUUAUUAUCUGUUAGACUUUAUGAAAGGAGGGAAAAGGAAACAUUCUAUAACUUUGACAAUAAGUUUUAAAAGUUGACUUCUGUCUUCUAAUCGAAUUUAUUUUUAAAACAACUUAUAUAUAACGUCAUAUACAUAAAUUUUAUCCUAAUAUACAUGUAUAUGUAGUAAAAUAAAUAAAAUUAGUUCAGUGAGAUGACUGCUACGGCAUCAGCAACUACUGCAACCAUUGAUGAAGAUUUAGAUGAGUGUGGACCACAGCUGAUCAAUAAAUUAGAGGGGAAUGGAAUUACAUCAGGCGAUAUUAAGAAGUUGGAAGAGGCAGGAUAUCACACUGUUGAAUCGGUAGCAUACGCUCCAAAGAAAUGGCUUAUAACAAUAAAAGGAAUCUCCGAAGCGAAAGCUGACAAAAUAUUGACGGAAGCUUCGAAAUUGGUACCAAUGGGAUUCACCACAGCAACAGAGUUUCAUCAAAAAAGAGCUGAAAUAAUCCAGCUAACAACUGGAUCUAAGGAAUUGGACAGGCUGCUCGGAGGUGGCAUUGAAACAGGAUCAAUUACAGAAAUAUUUGGGGAAUUUCGAACAGGGAAAACACAGCUAUGUCACACACUUGCAGUAACAUGCCAGUUGCCAAUAGAACAGUCUGGUGGUGAAGGUAAAUGUAUGUACAUAGACACAGAAGGAACUUUUCGUCCUGAGCGUCUGCUGGCAGUAGCUCAGAGAUAUGGUAUGGAAGGAGCUGCUGUACUUGACAAUGUGGCUUACGCCCGAGCAUAUAACACUGACCAUCAAACACAAUUAUUAGUUCAAGCUUGUGCAAUGAUGGCUGAGUCUCGAUAUUCUUUGUUAAUAGUGGACAGUGCAACAGCCUUAUAUAGAACAGACUAUUCUGGUAGAGGGGAACUCAACUCGAGACAACUUCACCUCGGGAGAUUUAUGAGAAUGCUUCUAAGGCUUGCCGAUGAGUUUGGAGUAGCAGUAAUAAUAACAAACCAAGUGGUGGCUCAAGUGGACUCAGUGGGCGUGUUCAACGCGGACACUAAGAAGCCGAUCGGAGGUCACAUCAUUGCGCAUGCGUCCACCACGCGACUGUAUCUGCGCAAGGGACGCGGAGACAAUCGAGUCUGCAAGAUAUACGACAGCCCCUGUCUGCCGGAGACCGAAGCCAUGUUCGCCAUCAGUACCGAGGGCAUUACUGAUGCUAAAGAAUAGGAGUAUUACUAGUUAUUAUUAUUUAUAUACAAAAUAUAGUCCCACUAAACCAUUUGGUGAGACUUUGCGCAAGACCAUAGCUACUACUCAUCAGAUAUUCUAUCACCAAACACUAA